Messenger RNA from Staurois parvus, 301 nucleotides. Lineage: Eukaryota; Metazoa; Chordata; Amphibia; Anura; Ranidae. The record is from the annotation of a GenBank genome assembly.
GCACUGACAACUCAUGGGGCACCCGGGCAAUAGGGGAUCAUGGGGCCCCUGUGUCCUUGACCACACCCAAAAAAGCCUUAUCAAAAAGCCAAUGAAAGGGUACCAGGGGCAUUUCAUGGGGCCCCCUACUGACCCCGGGCCCUUGAGCAGUGCCCGAGUGCUCAAAUGGUCAGUCCGCCUCUGGUACACACUCACCUUCAGGUACGAACACUUCCAUCAAAAUGAUCGAAAUAAUAUAUAUAUCUCAGUGUAUAUAUACUGUAUUUUUUCCCCCAAUUUUUUUUUAAUUUUUUCAAUUGUA